AAAAAUAACAGGCAUGAGUCUCAUCCGAUAUCCUUGCUGCUGCUGCGUAGUCUCUCUCUCCGGUGGCCAUGGCCAUGUCUAGAAUCGUACUCUCCCUCUCUCCCACACCACCACCACCACCCACCACUAUUCCAGAAUCCCACCCCCACCCCUCCUUCUUCGAUUCCUUCUUCACUUUCUCUAGAAGAAGUUUCAUCCUCACAUCCUCCGUUCUAAGCUUAUCUUCCUCUUCUUCUUCACUUGCUCAAACACCACCACCACCAAAAUCGCCGCCGCCGCCGUCGUCUAGUUCAGCAAAGUCUUUCCUUUCCGGAAUCGGCAGCACCAAGUCGUGGUUCCAGUUCUACGGCAGCGGCUUCGCGAUUCGCGUGCCCCCCAAUUUUGAAGACAUCAUGGAACCUGAGGACUAUAAUGCUGGAUUAUCUCUCUAUGGAGAUAAAGCUAAGCCAAAGACUUUUGCUGCACGUUUUGCAUCUCCCGAUGGAUCUGAAGUUCUAAGUGUUGUCGUUCGGCCGUCCAAUCAACUUAAGAUCACCUUCUUAGAGGCCAAAGACAUUGCUGAUUUAGGUUCACUUAAGGAGGCUUCUAGAAUAUUUGUUCCAGUCGGGGUUACUUUGUACAGUGCUCGUAUAAUCAAGAUUAAGGAAGAAGACGGUUACAGGAAUUACUACUUCUACGAGUUUGGUGCAGAUGAACAGCGUGUCGCACUAGUAGCUGCCGUUAACAGCGGAAAGGUGAUCAUUGCUGGAGUCACUGCACCCCAGAAUAAAUGGGACGAUCAUGGUGUGAGGCUUCGAUCCGCUGCAGUCUCGCUCACACUUGUUUAACACGAGGCCUAAAGUUCUGUUCGUUAGAUAUUGAAAUAUGUAUGUAAAUCCCAUCUUUGUAACAAAAUAGACGAUGAUCUUUGAACCUGUGACGACAAAAAUCAAAGGAUCUGAUUCUUGGAGUUGCGAGUAAAA
Messenger RNA from Erythranthe guttata (spotted monkey flower), 962 nucleotides. RefSeq names its product tagatose-6-phosphate ketose/aldose isomerase, putative (Mog1/PsbP/DUF1795-like photosystem II reaction center PsbP family protein). Lineage: Eukaryota; Viridiplantae; Streptophyta; Magnoliopsida; Lamiales; Phrymaceae. The record is from RefSeq and is a predicted model, not a curated record. Gene Ontology annotation, cellular component: chloroplast.